AUGGAGACCCUGGAAGUAGUGGAGUUGAUAGCAGGAAAUGCGGACAAGACGACCAGGAUAGGGACGAUGCUAAGCCCCGAGAUGAGAACGAGACUCAUAAAAUUCCUUAAGGGGAACCUAGAUGUCUUUGCAUGGGGUCACAAGGACAUGCCAGGCAUAUCUCCAGAAGUCAUCCAGCAUAGGCUGAAUGUGGACCCCAGCAGGAAGCCCGUCCAGCAACGACGAAGAACCUUCGCUCCGGAACGAGAUCAGGCAGUAGCAGAGGAAGUAACCAAACUCUUGACGGCUGGAUUCAUCCGAGAAGUAUAUUAUCCAGAGUGGCUCGCCAACAUCGUCCUGAGGGGAAUAAAAGCAAAUCCAGAGAAAGUACGAGCCAUCAUUGACAUGGCCUCACCCAAGACCGUCAAGGAUGUACAAAAGCUUACAGGAAGGAUAGCAGCUGUAAAUAGGUUCGUCUCUAGGGCCACAGACAAAUGCCUGCCCUUCUUCAAAACCCUCAAGCAGGCUUUUGUUUGGACCGACAAAUGCGAGGCAGCGUUCCAAGAGCUGAAGCAAUACCUGAGCAGUCCACCCCUCCUGAGCCCGUCCAAAGGAGGGGAGAACCUAUACUUGUACCUGGCAGUGUCAGCCUCGGCAGUAAGCGCAGCCUUGAUUAGAGAAGAAGGCAAGAAGCAACUCCCGGUGUACUACGUCAGUCAAGCCUUGCAAGGAGCUGAGUUCAGAGCAGCCAUCAAGGCCCAAGCCCUGGCUGACUUCAUCGCUGAAUUCACUCUUCCAGAUGAACAUGGAGUUACAGACGAAGUUGAUAAAUGGACAAUACAGACAGAUGGGUCGUCAGCCCAAAAGAGGGGGGGAGUAGGGGUCGUCAUAACCACCCCCGACGGAGAAGUGAUGAGAUACGGGGUUCAACUGAAGUUCCCAGCCACUAAUAACGAAGCCGAGUAUGAAGGAAUAUUGACGGGCUUGAGGCUUGGGAAAGCUCUUGGAGCCAAAAACUUGCUGAUCCAGAGUGAUUCAAAGUUGGUAAUCGGACAGAUCAGUGGAGAGUACGAAGCAAAGGAAGAAAGGAUGCAGAAAUAUCUUAAACUGACAAGGCAACUAACUCAAGAGUUUGACACAGUGGAAUUCGUCCAGAUACCAAGGAGCCAGAAUAUGGGGGCCGACGAAGUAUCAAAACUAGCGUCAUCAGAAGAAGGGAAGACGAGCACAGACAUGGCGAUAGAGAUCCAGAAACACCCGAGUAUUGAAGAGGUGGCGGUAUUUUCCAUCCAGAGCACAGACACCUGGAUGACGCCCAUAAUAUCCUUCCUCCAGGACGGGCACCUACCUCAGAAUACUGACGAAGCCAGAAAGGUCAAGAAGAGAGCAGCCAGGUUUACAAUCCUGAAUGACGUCUUGUACAAGAGAGGCUUCUCCAUGCCUUAUCUAAAGUGCGUCGACGAGGACGAGGCCAAAUACAUCCUGGAAGAAGUACAUGGAGGAAUCUGUGGCGACCAUGCCGGCUCCAGAUCCCUAGUCAACAAGGUGAUAAGAGCGGGGUAUUUUUGGCCAACCAUGCAGGGGGAUGCUGCUGACAUCGUCAGAAGGUUCGGGAUUCCUUUGACGAUCAUAUCUGAUAAUGGGAAGCAGUUCGACAGCCAAGGCUUCAGAGACUUCUGCUCGGACCUCGGGAUCAAGAAUCAGUUCUCAUCCUCGGGACACCCCCAGGCAAACGGACAGACGGAAGUAACGAACAGGACGCUGCUCAAGAUAAUCAAAACCAAGCUGGACGAAGCAAAAGGUGCCUGGCCAGAAGAACUACCUAGUGUCCUCUGGGCAUACAGGACUACAACCAGAACCCCGACAGGAGAGACACCCUUCAGGCUUACCUAUGGCACAGAGGCAGUGAUCCCAGUAGAAGUUGGAGUAACAAGCAUCAGGCGAGGAACUUUCAGAGAUGGACUCAAUGACGAGGAACUGCGGUUCAACCUGGAUUGCUUGGAUGAAGUAAGAGACAAUGCGUCCAGUAGAAUGACGAAGUAUCAAAAGAAAAUGGCCGAGUAUUACAACAAGAGGGUCAAACUCAGGCGUCUGGCCAUAGGGGACCUUGUCCUUCGCAAAGUCACUAUAGCAACUAAAGACCCUACUCAAGGGAAGCUGGGCCCUACAUGGGAAGGGCCAUAUCGCGUCGUUCACUACUCUAGGCAAGGAAGUUACCAUCUGGAAACUAUGGACGGACAAAAGCUCCCUCGUUCGUGGAACAUUGAGCAUUUAAAGAAAUACCAUGAGUAA
Quercus robur (English oak) is the source of this 2271-nucleotide messenger RNA. RefSeq lists its product as uncharacterized. Lineage: Eukaryota; Viridiplantae; Streptophyta; Magnoliopsida; Fagales; Fagaceae. The record is from RefSeq and is a predicted model, not a curated record. Gene Ontology annotation, biological process: DNA integration. The transcript has 4 exons. Gene Ontology annotation, molecular function: RNA-DNA hybrid ribonuclease activity; nucleic acid binding. Bases 1 to 2271 code for a protein of 756 amino acids.